UUCGAGUGCCUUUGCACUUCUUUUGCCAGCCCACUUCUAAUUCCAAGGUUAGAGAUCGAGGGAGGUUUUUAUUUAUUUCCUUUUGAACAGACAAACUCGAUCAGUAUGCCAAGAAGAUUUGUUUGGCCAAAACAAGACUUAGUUGGUGCUCAUCAAGAGCUCACGGAGCCAGUCGUGGACCUUGAGGGUUUCUUUAGAGGUGACGAGGAGGCAAUAAAGCAGGCUUCUGAUAUCAUUAAGGCUGCUUGCUUGCAACAUGGUUUUUUCCAAGUGAUCAAUCAUGGAGUUGAUCUCAAUCUCAUUAGUCUCGCCCAUGAUCACAUGCAUAAUUUCUUUAAGCUUCCAACUUGCGAUAAACUAAGGGUUCGGAGGAUGCCAGGUAGCAUUUGGGGGUAUUCUAGUGGACAUGCUGAUCGGUAUUUGUCUAAAUUGCCAUGGAAAGAGACGUUAUCUUUUGGCUACAAUGAAAACUGUCCGAAUCCUAUCGGGAUAGACUUUUUCAAGUCUACCUUAGGGAAGGAUUUUGAACAAACAGGCUUGGUCUAUCUAAAAUAUUGUGAGGCUAUGAAGGGUUUGUCCCUCUCCAUAAUGGAACUAUUGGCAAUCAGCUUGGGAGUUGAUCGAGGGUAUUACAAAAGCUUUUUUGAAGAUGGUUGCUCUAUAAUGAGAUGUAACUUCUACCCUCCUUGUCAAGAGCCAGGUCUUACUCUAGGCACUGGACCUCAUCGUGAUCCCACAUCGCUAACCAUACUUCACCAAGAUCAAGUCGGAGGUCUAGAAGUCUUUUCAGACAACGUAUGGCAGACGGUUCGUCCCCGUCAAAGUGCCCUUGUUAUUAACAUUGGCGAUACCUUUAUGGCCUUAUCGAAUGGGACCUACAAGAGCUGCCUGCACAGGGCAGUGGUCAACAAGUACGAGGAGAGGAGAUCGUUGGCAUUCUUUCUUUGCCCAAAAGAAGACAAGGUGGUGAGACCACCACUAGAUCUUGUGUGCAAUCAAGGGAGAAGGAUGUACCCAGACUUUACAUGGUCGGAUUUGCUCCAUUUCACACAGAAGUACUACAGAGCUGAUGAUGCUACCCUUCAGAACUUCACCAAAUGGAUCAUUUCUCCAAAAUAAGCAAGCCUCUAAUGCUCUUAUCAUGGGAUCUCUACUCACGUCAAGUACAUAUAUACAUGUCCGAUGUUCGUGCCUAGAUGUCAAUUAAGGUUUCCAGACGCCUUGAUUGUCAAAAUCAUGAAGAUAUAUAUGUGCUUUUCUUUUCUGUGUGGUUGUGCUUUGUAUCGCUGCUCUUCUUAUUUUGUUAUGUUUUGCACCCUUUUCUUCUGUAACGUCAUCUGUCUUUCCUUCUUUCAUUCUCUUCUGUUUAGGAAAGCACUUA
Populus nigra (black poplar) is the source of this 1381-nucleotide messenger RNA. RefSeq names its product gibberellin 20 oxidase 2-like. Gene Ontology annotation, molecular function: gibberellin 20-oxidase activity. Gene Ontology annotation, biological process: unidimensional cell growth; response to light stimulus; gibberellin biosynthetic process. The transcript is spliced from 3 exons. The coding region runs from base 106 to 1119 and encodes 337 amino acids. The record is from RefSeq and is a predicted model, not a curated record. NCBI's taxonomy places the organism in Eukaryota, Viridiplantae, Streptophyta, Magnoliopsida, Malpighiales, Salicaceae.